AUGGCCAACGUCCAAAACAGCCCCCUAACAAUGCCCGAAUCCAUUUCCGAGUCGUCUCAGUCAUACGGCAAGCCUGCAUCGCGAGGCGGCCUGCCGGAAACGAUCAAAGUUGACGGCAACAAGUCUUUGACUUUGACGCCAGAGAACCUCCUAUUGAAUGAUCCUACAGCAAAGAAAGCCAGUCGUACCUGCAGCUUCGCUGGCUUUGGAACGUCAGCACCAGUAACAUCCAGCGUCCCCCUGUACAACGUCCUCUGGGUUGAGCUCGCCGACCAAAGACUCACGAUUGACUACGCCAAGUACGUCGCCAAGCAUAGAGUCCAGGCCGCGCAAUGGAACUUCACGAUCGCCGAUGCCGACACCGCGGAUGUUAGAACAUGGGCAGACACCCUCUUGACGAAGGCCUAUGGACCGGCGAAACGAUGCAAGAGGGCCAAGGUUCUGGUGAAUCCCCACGCGGGCCCAGGAGGCGCGGAGAGAAAGUGGCGCGUGGACUGCGAGCCCCUUUUCAAGGCGGCGCGAAUGCCAAUCGACGUGACCCUCACGACGUACUCGGGACAGGCAGUGGAGCUGUCGCAAGAGCUGGAUGUGGACGCCUUCGACACCAUUGUUACUUGCUCUGGCGAUGGCCUGGCGUAUGAGGUCUUCAAUGGGCUGGGCAAUCGCCCCGAUGCGUUCAGCGCGCUGCAGAAGAUUGCCGUGUCGCACAUCCCCUGCGGAUCCGGCAACGCAAUGAGCUGCAAUCUCUACGGCACCUUUAGACCCUCAUUGGCUGCGCUCGCCAUCAUCAAGGGAGUCGAGACCGCGCUAGACCUGGUCAGCAUCACACAAGGAGACAGGCGGACGCUGAGCUUCCUCAGCCAGGCGCUCGGUGUAGUCGCCGAGAGCGACUUGGCAACGGAGCAUAUGCGCUGGAUGGGCGGUGCGCGCUUCACGGUGGGCUUCUUGCAGCGAAUCUUCCAGAAGAAGUGCUAUCCCUGCGACAUUGCCGCCAAGGUGGAAAUCGAGGACAAGCAAGAGGUCAAGGAGCACUACAAGCGGAUGAUGAGUGCCGCGUCAGCAACAAAUCUUGGGUUUGCGGAGGCCCCUAAGCCGGAAUCCGCGGAGCCGGGAUCGAGCCAAGCCGAGACGCGAGGUCUACCGCCGCUCAAGUACGGCACAAUCAACGAUGAUCUGCCAGAGGGCUGGGAGCUCAUUCCCCACAACACGCUGGGCAACUUUUACUGCGGCAAUAUGGCAUACAUGGCAGCCGACGCCAAUUUCUUCUCGGCAGCGUUCGCGAAUGACGGUCUCAUGGACCUCGUCUUAAUUGAUGGCGACGUGUCGGUCAGCUCUCAGCUGAAUAUGCUGUUGUCCGUCGAGAAUGGCAAAUUCUUCGACAACCCACUCGUAUCAUACAAGAAAGUCACGGCAUACCGCAUAAUCCCGCGCGAUCAAGAAGACGGCUACAUCAGCAUCGACGGUGAGAAGGUGCCGUUUGAGCCAUUCCAGGCCGAGAUUCACAAGAGUCUCGGCAGGGUUAUCUCGAAGCGCGGCGGAUACGAGGCUGCGGGACCCAUGAACUGGGACAAAAUAACGAUUGGUAACAGAAUCAUGGCCUAG
Messenger RNA from Colletotrichum karsti, 1602 nucleotides. Its product is annotated as diacylglycerol kinase catalytic domain-containing protein. The record is from RefSeq and is a predicted model, not a curated record. Bases 1 to 1602 code for a protein of 533 amino acids. Gene Ontology annotation, cellular component: intracellular membrane-bounded organelle; membrane; cytoplasm. The transcript has 4 exons. Lineage: Eukaryota; Fungi; Ascomycota; Sordariomycetes; Glomerellales; Glomerellaceae. Gene Ontology annotation, biological process: sphingosine biosynthetic process.